AUGUGGAAUGAUUGUCUUGCACAUGUCAGAGGAAACCAAGCCAUAGAUGGCUUACGUGAACCAUAUCGAUCCAGGGUGGAAUGUUUUUGUUCGUCCAAUUAUAUAAAAGUGAAGGAAUGUGCGCUUCAAAUCGAAACCUUUCCAAAAAACAGAGAGCAUCAUGAUAAAAGGGGUUCGUUAUUAGUUGAAGAGAAAUUUCAACCAACCAGUGAUAUUACAAAAAUAGAUAAGAUUGAAGCAGACAUCAAGGAAUUAGUAAAGGUGGUUAAGGAACUUACUAGUAGCAUGGCACCUGGACAUUCUGUCUCAAGAAACCAGUAUUCAACACAAGGUUCAAGAACAAACAUUGAUAAUCGAUGGUGCUUUAAUUGUCAACAAGAGGAACACAUCUCACACAAUUGCCUGAAUCGAGAUCCUCAAGGUCCACCUGUUAAACAGAAAAUGAACUAA
This is a messenger RNA of Cetraspora pellucida, 450 nucleotides long. The record is from the annotation of a GenBank genome assembly. NCBI's taxonomy places the organism in Eukaryota, Fungi, Glomeromycota, Glomeromycetes, Diversisporales, Gigasporaceae.